Messenger RNA from Fusarium sp. VM40, 1596 nucleotides. The record is from the annotation of a GenBank genome assembly. NCBI's taxonomy places the organism in Eukaryota, Fungi, Ascomycota, Sordariomycetes, Hypocreales, Nectriaceae.
AUGUCUACUGGUAUUUUGAAGACAGAUCGUGAGCGCAUCGUCGACGCCAAUGGCGAUGCUGUUCUCUUGCGUGGUACUGCCCUGGGCGGAUGGAUGCUCAUGGAGAACUUUAUGAAUGGCUUCCCCGGGCGAGAACAUCAGAUUCGAGCAGCACUUCUCAAAGUUCUCGGCCAGGAAAAGCACGAUUUCUUUUUCGACAAGUUCCUCGAAUACUUCUUUGGUGAAAAAGAUGCCGAGUUCCUUGCCUCUCUCAACUUCAACUGUCUACGACUAUGCCUUAAUUACAGACACUUUGAGGAUGACAUGAACCCUUUUGUUAUCAAAGAAGAGGGCUUCAAGCAUGUUGAUAGAGUGGUCAACCUUUGUGCCAAGUACGGUAUCUACACCAUCCUAGACCUCCACGCACUACCCGGUGGCCAAAACCAGGACUGGCACUCCGACAACCCGACCGGCCAUGCUGCUUUCUGGGACCACAAACACUUCCAGGAUAGGGCUAUUAAUCUCUGGGAGCAUAUCGCCAGGCGAUACAAGGGCAACCCCUGGGUUGCGGGCUAUAAUCCCAUGAAUGAGCCUGCUGAUUCCGAAUGGAGUCGUCUCUUGGCAUUCUAUGACAGGAUUGUACCAGCAAUACGGAAUAUUGACCCCGAUCACAUUUUGUUUCUGGAAGGCAACACAUUCAGCAUGGAUUUCACCGGAUUCGACAAAGUAUGGGAUAAUUCGGUGUAUGCAAUCCACGAUUACUGCGGUUUUGGCUUCCCCAACAGGAUCGGCCGGUUUCAAGGUACAGAGGAACAAGAGAGCUACAUCCGAAGGAUGUACGAUCGCAAGGUUGAAUUCAUGAAAAAGCAUGAGGUGCCAAUUUGGAAUGGCGAAUUCGGACCCAUCUAUGAACGCAAAGAGUACAACCCGGAUUGGGAAGUGCAAAAUGAAGAACGGUACAAUAUGCUUGACCGACAAAUGGCUAUCUAUACAUCAGAGAGCAUUGCCUGGUCAAUUUGGUCAUACAAGGACAUUAACGUCAUGGGCUUAUCCUACGUAUCGCCCGACUCCCCAUGGCUGAAACUCCUUGGACCCAUAAUAAAGAAGAAGCGCGAUCUGGCUGUAGACUCCUGGGCUUACGACGACGCACACCUCCAGGAUGGCCUCUUCGGUCCAUUGCAUAAGUGGUUCGAGGAUAACAUUCCGGCCCAGUAUUCCAAGAAGUACCCUUGGCAGUGGCGUAUGCACAUGCACGUCUUUCGCGGUAUUCGAGGGAUCACACUCGCCGAGUAUAUGAUUCCCGAGUGGGCGGAUUACUUCAAAGGCAAGUCAUUUGAGGAAUUGGACGAGCUUGCGGCCAGUUGGAAGUAUGAGAACUGUGUACAGAGAGAGAGGCUCAAUGAGCUCCUGAAGACAUAUGCGCCCAUGAAUGCCGGCGAUGAGCGCUUGCAGGGCAAGGUCAUUGAGUCGGAACAAAGUUCGAGCAAUGGCCCGGUAUCAAAAGAGGCAUCUAUCUCUGGGGUCGGCAUCUUUGAGCUAUCACCGGAAGAACAACAAAAGGCUCAACUCAAAAAGCAGCAGGAACAGCCGGCCCAGAUUGUGCCAGUGGCGGCUUAA